AUGGAGAUAGAGCUCUAUGUCCUCUGGGCUGUCGUUGUUGUGCUGGUCCUUGCAGCGGUGCCCUAUUUCAGGGCCAACAGCACUUGGCUGACGUCUGCAAAGACGGAUCUUGAGAGUUCCGUUGAGGUUCAACAAGAGGUUCAAAGACGCUUUGGGGAGCUGCGACGGAAUCUUGUGCAGACGGUGAUGGAUGCAAUGAGCCUGCUCGGAAUUAUGCUGCUGAUUGUGUACACUUUGCGCUGGAUGGUGAACGGCAAGGACAGCCUUCUGGCGGAGGAGCGUCAUCACUUGCUUUGCAUCAUUCUCUGGCAGACGAUUUGUUGCGCAUUUCACAUCGGUCUCCUGAAGUUUGGAGAGCGCGAAGUCUUGCUUAUUGCGUACGUUUUCAACUUUACGACUGUGUAUAUGACCUUUACGGCCACAGUUCUCAACAUCGAGCCGUUUGUGCUGAUGGGCCGUUAUAUCGGCAGCUUCGUGUUCCUGGACCUCAGACAUGCAUUUUGCGCGAACCUCCUUUUCACGGCGAGGUUUCUGCAACUUCCAUGCGAGAAUCCCUCGUGUCUGGUCAAGGAGUUUGCCGUCCUGGUCACAGCGAUGGUGGCUCCCUGGUCCAUGGAGUACAUGAUUCAGCGCCUGCGGCAUCAAUCCUUCCUGGGCUGGCCGAAGUUGCGGUGA
Messenger RNA from Effrenium voratum, 675 nucleotides. The record is from the annotation of a GenBank genome assembly. Lineage: Eukaryota; Dinophyceae; Suessiales; Symbiodiniaceae.